AUGAUCAAUCAGAUGAAGAUGCAUUUCGUACUCAUAAUUCUAACAGUGAUAGUCACUGAAGAUUUUCGUACUCAAGAUGAUGAGAUCGAUCAAUUUUUGAAGAAACUCAAUAAACCAGCUCUUAAAUCUAUCAAGAGUCCAGAUGGAGAUAUAAUAGAUUGUGCUCAUAUGAAGAAUCAUCCUAUUUAUGAUCAUCCUUUAUUCAAAAACCACACUAUCCAGAUGAGACCAAGUUCAUACCCAAAAGGAUGGAACAAUGAAUCUUCAGACCUCGAAAAACAGAGUACAAUAACUCAACUCUGGACAAUUAAUGGAAAAUGCCCAAAAAACAGUAUUCCAAUCAGAAGAACAAAAAAAGAAGAUAUUUUACGAGCAGGAUCAAUCAAACAAUACAUGAAAAAGUAUCCCAACGUCGUCCGUCAACCUAAGCCAGAAAAUUCAACUAGUAACAACUACACACAUGAGUACGCCACCGUUAUUUUGAAAGGAAGGUUUCAUGGAACAAAAGCGUUUAUAAACGUGUGGAAACCUCACGUACAAACACCAAGGGAGUUUAGCCUAGCGCAAUUAUGGCUUUUGGGUGGCCCUAAUGAUGAUGAACUUAAUACCAUUGAAGCUGGUUGGCAUGUGUACCCGAAACGUUAUGGUGAUGACAAUCCUCGAUACUUUAUAUAUUGGACAGCUGAUGGGUACAGGGAUUCAGGUUGCUACAAUCUUGACUGCAAAGGCUUUGUUCAUACCAAUCAAGAAUUUGCUUUAGGUGCGUCAUGUAGUCAAGUUUCUAGUUUGGAUGGUCAACAACAUGAGUUUCCCAUAACCAUAUGGAAGGACCCAGGUUCAGGGAACUGGUGGUUAAGAUCUGGUACUCAUUUAAUAAUUGGAUAUUGGCCUUCUUCACUGUUCAACCAUCUACAAGUCGGUGCGAAUGAAGUUCAUUGGGGAGGCGAAAUAAUCAAUUUUAAUGAUGAUUCACAACACACGACAACGAAAAUGGGGAGUGGACAAUUUGCACAAGAGGGAUUGAAAAAGGCUAGUUAUUUCAGAAAUCUUGAGAUAAUUAAUGAGGAUGACAUUAGUGCACCACCUCUAGGAGAAUCUUAUAUUCAGAUAACACAAGAAAAUUGUUACAAUGUCAAGUCUGAUUAUGAAAGUUCAUGGGGAUAUUUCUUUUAUUAUGGUGGUCCGGGUCGAAAUCCUAAUUGUAUAUGA
Molecule: messenger RNA, 1209 nt
Organism: Eutrema salsugineum
Lineage: Eukaryota; Viridiplantae; Streptophyta; Magnoliopsida; Brassicales; Brassicaceae
Exons: 7
Coding region: 1-1209 (402 amino acids)
Source: RefSeq, a predicted model, not a curated record